Durio zibethinus is the source of this 2554-nucleotide messenger RNA. RefSeq names its product ACT domain-containing protein ACR6-like. The record is from RefSeq and is a predicted model, not a curated record. NCBI's taxonomy places the organism in Eukaryota, Viridiplantae, Streptophyta, Magnoliopsida, Malvales, Malvaceae.
AAUAUGACAAUGGGAUAAUAAUCAACGCAACAGAUUUCAAUUUAAAGCAGCCUGUCACGAUGCACAUUAAUGCUGCAGCCAAAAACCAAGCAAACACCAAGAGGGCCAUGUUUCAACGCAACAAAUAAUAAUGGUGUCCAGAUUUUCAGCACUCAAGUCAGCGACUCAGCGGUGCAGCAUUAAGAUUAGCCACAAAGGGUCCUCCUUUAUUCUCAAGGGCGAUCAAGUACAUCUACUGGGUGCCGUCCAAAAUGGCCAUUCUGAAGUCUUGUAUGAGUUGAAUCUGUCAUUGUCUUCUCCUACAGGGUCCAGACUAGUCUAGCUAGCGACUCUUUUGUCUUCGAUGAGCAAUUUUGUACGGUUCCCAUCACUGAUAGACAACUGGGACGAUGGAUUCAUGAUUCUGGAUUAGCUGUGAUGAUUUACGGUCGGAAAGAUGCUUGGUAUAUAUAUGUUUAGCUUGUAGUUAUGGUGUAAAUCAACAAAGAGAAAAAGCAGAACUCGCUAUCCAAUACUAAGCUCCAACUAUGUACAAGUUUAUAUAUUCAUACUCUCCGUUAAGUAGUUGCUGCCGUGAAUAAUGUCCGGCGGCGACAGCACAUGACACUGUGACAUUUCGAUGAAUGACUCGACACAAUCCUCACAAUGUCAUGUGGGCUGAUCCUUCCCUUGCACCGUACGGACUCUAAUUCGAAGGGCAACUUUUCUAUUUUCCCAAGUAACGUCUUUAACUGUUACCUUAACCAAUCACGAGCUGACACGCUGACACACCAUGCCCUUUGUAUGUUAGCUUCUUGGCAAAUCACCGCCUACCUUGUUUCGGUUUAUAGACUCCUGGAAAGUGGAAACUUCACUCUGUUUGUUCUCACACACUCUCUCUUUCUUCACUUUUUACUCUUCGUUUUGGAGUUGUUGGAGACUUUGAGAACACAAAGAGAAAAUGGAUGAUGAAUUUGCAAAGUUUAUUAGAAGAAUCAACCCUCCAAGAGUUGUUGUUGACAAUGAUGCCUAUGAGCAUGCUACCUUCAUACAGGUUGAUAGUGUCAAUGGGCAUGGGCAUGGUAUUCUCCUUGAAGUUGUCCGGGUUCUUUCAGACCUGAACCUCGUUGUAACCAAAGGAUAUAUCUCAUUUGAUGCAGGAUGGUUUACGGAUGCUAUUUUUUUCAGUGUUCUAUUGACAAAUAAUCAAGGCAACAAAAUUAUAGAUGAACAGACCCUCAGUUAUAUACAGGAGACUCUUGAAAAUAAAGUAUACUUGUUAAAUUCAAGGAGGAGUUCUGUUAGUGUAAGUCCUUCUAAAGAGCAUACCUCAAUAGAACUAACUGGCAAUGACAGGUCAGGGCUUCUGUCGGAGGUAUCUGCAGUCCUAGCGGACCUAGGGUGCAAUGUGAUGAAUGCUGAGAUUUGGACACAUAAUGCCAUAGCUGCAGCCGUUAUCCAGGUGACAGACCAGUCAACAGGACAUGCAAUUGAAGAACCGAAAAGACUUUCAAUGAUCAAGGAACUACUACUCUUCAAUGUCAUGAAAGGCAACAGUGAUUUUAGGAUACCUAGAAUGUCUAUUUCCUCUUCUGGUGUAACACAUAGAGGGAGAAGAUUGCACCAGAUGCUUUUUGCUGAUAGGGAUUUUGAGAGGCCUAAGAAUGUGGAAUUAAUUAAAAGUGCAAAACCCCAUGUAACUGUUCUGGAUUGCAGUGACAAAGAUUAUACAGUUGUGACUAUAAGGUCUCUGGAUCAACCAAAGCUAUUGUUCGACACUAUUUGCAGUCUAACAGACAUGGAAUAUGUGGUUUUUCAUGGAAUAGUCAUCACAGGGAGAAUGGAAGCUUAUCAGGAACACUACAUCAGGCAUGUUGACGGAGUCCCUAUAAGCUCAGAAGCUGAGCAACAACGAGUUGCAGUGUGUCUUGAAGCAGCCAUUGAGAGGCGAGCCUCAGAGGGCCUGGAAUUGGCACUUCGCACAGAUGAUCGGUUCGGACUCCUGUCAGAUAUUACAAGGAUAUUUCGUGAAAACGGUUUGUGCAUCAGAAGGGCUGAAAUAUCCACCAAGGGUGGGAAAGCAAGAGACACAUUCUUUGUCACGGAUGUCUCAGGUAAGCCAGUUGAUCCCAAAACUGUGGAUUUGAUCCAGCAUCAGAUAGGACAAGCCAAUCUUCAUGUAAAAUGGAAUUCCUUCGUAUCUCCGAAACUUCCCAAGAUGACAACAAGAAGUUUCCUUUUUGGGAACUUCUUUAGAGGACGAAGUUUCCUAAACUUUAAACUCAACAAAUCUUGCUCAUAAUCUCUCUUCCCUAUUAGUUUUUGGAAGGGAGCAGCGGAGUGUUUCCUUGAGAAAAUACACCGAAGAAGGCACCUCAGAACAGUUAAAAAGAAGGAAAAAGGCAGCUGGCUACUAUCCUAUUUUGGUAUGUAAAUUGUACAUAAUUAAUAUGAUAGAAUACUUUGCUUGUAAGGCUUAGAUUCGGUUCCUACUACCAACGAUCCUCUCGAUGAACGAUCUGUAAAUCUAAUGUAAAUCUUCAUUAAGAGUCAUGAAAUGAGAUAAUCAUCCCUC